Molecule: messenger RNA, 1803 nt
Organism: Cantharellus anzutake
Lineage: Eukaryota; Fungi; Basidiomycota; Agaricomycetes; Cantharellales; Hydnaceae
Exons: 13
Coding region: 1-1803 (600 amino acids)
Source: RefSeq, a predicted model, not a curated record
AUGUCCAAGCACACACGCGCAGCAUCAACCCGAAAGAAAGACCCAAAAAAUGUCGCGGAGCCUGCUAUACCCCCUCCCAUAUCAGAAGUGUCCAAGUCAAACAGGAGCACUGCAGCAAGCAAGGCCUGGGAGGUUCGACGUGCAAAGGCGGCUGCCACACAGCUCGCUUCUACCCAAUCAGGUUUACAAGAAACGCAGAAAGUGGGUUCUAUGAAUAGCCUUGUGGCGGAAGCAAGUAAUUCAGUAGUCCAGUCUGCCCGUCUACGAGCAGCAGCGGCCCCACAGACAAUCCAAGACCGGUAUAAACAUUUGAAACCACCUUCCAUCGUUGCGGAAGCGAUGAAUGAGAAAGAAACCGAGUAUCACCACAAUCCUGAUGAAACCUCCAUUCCACGCUCCCAGCCGCAAUUGCCCUUUGUUCCUCAAACUCCGGACUCCCUGAAUAGACCUGAAAUGAAUGACUUCGUGCAUCUGGUUCUCAGUGAUUUGAACCAGGGUGGUGGGACGCCCAUGGACUCUCAACCGCAUUCACGCUUUCCCUCGGAAUCGCCAAGCCUGAGCAUUCAGUCUCAGUCGAAUGAACACGGAUUGCAUGGCUUGACUGCUUCAGGGGAGGAAACUCAGGUGGAAUCUCAGGGUGGGAUCCACAUGUCUGGCUACCGGCCACAACUGCAGCAGCUGGUAAUGGACCUUUCAUCCAAUGUACAGAGCUUGAACAGAGAAUUGAGCCGAGCUCAGCCUAACCCACCCACUCCCAAUUCUGUCAACGCCAGCAUGCCCUCUCCUGAUAUUUUUAGCCAAGGUGUUGGCACCCCCACCCACAAGCCUACUAUUGGCCUCAAAUUGCUUUUGUUCUUGAGUGCUUCUCCCGCUUUGGGAAGUAGUGUCGCCACGCCUACAAGGACACCAGGCAGCCUCGACAUGGAAGUGAAAUCUGAGAAGGAUGCAAGUCAAACUAAGCGCCGAGCAAUGGUUCUUAAGAGCAGUUUUAAGGGGAAUCCCCAUAACAACUUAAUUGUCGAAGAGAUCUCUGCAGACCUUUACUUGUUGGUAGUUACAGAACAGUUGUUCAUAGAAAGAGGUGCCGAUUUCAAGGAGAUUAUCCGAGGAUUGGCAACAAAUGCAAUCCAGCACUCGCAAAAUCCCUCUUCUAUCACCAUCGACCUGUCUGACGGUCUUUUUGAUAUGUUUGCACGAGACAUCAGGACAUGGAGGAACAAGCUCAAGUCACAUCUCCUUGGUGAAAUCCCGGCAUUGUAUGGUGCUGGAGGGGGUGUGGAAGUGGGCGCUGCUGCACACGCUGUCGAGUUGGCAAUUGACGGUGGUAACUAUGCAUUCCAAACCUAUGAAGCCGCGACAGGCACCACAGAUGAGUCACCACGUUUCAGGCCGCUGGAACACCCUGCCAUUGCUGCUGUGUUGGAAUACACAUUUGGGCUCAAAGAACUGCAACCGGCAACUGACACCAAGCGCCAGGAUCUCAAGAUAAGGCUAUCCAAGCCUAGCAUUGAGAUGGUUGUAUUUGCAUUGACUAUUACAUGCGGCUCAAACAAUUAUCUCGAGAUCAAAUAUGUGUUGAAUCAACACCAAAGGGGCCGUGUGGCACCAGCUCUUCAAGAAUUCUCUCAUUCCAACUACUAUGAAGACUGGAAACGUUUAUGCUCCAUGUGGGGUCAUUGGAGUGCUAAGGAAGAUCGGGCUGAACAAUGGAACAGGAUCUCGAUGAAGCUUGGCAAUGUCAUACUCUCGAAACUUGGCCUGGGUGCUUCACACAAAAUGGAAUACCUGUUGGACACUGAGUGA